AUGAAGAGCUUCACCUUAAUAACAGCAUUCCUUCUCUGCAGCCUCAGCUGGGUCUCUGUCUCAGAUUCUGAGCCUCAGACUGUGGAGGUCCAGCCUGGUAAAGAAGUCACACUGCUGUGCUCCAACAUCUCGGCAACCCCAACUCAGACAGACUGGUUCAGAGUGGUCAACAGAACCAAAGCCAGCUGUAUCGCCUCUAUGUACGGGUCUGAGAGCAAUACUUCACUCUGUGAUGGAUUUCAGAACACAAAAUUUGAAAUGAGUUCAAACAUCUCUACUAUCUUUCUUAAAAUCACACAAGUGGAUUUAUCUGACUCUGGACUGUAUUUCUGUGGAUUCUACAUCAACACUCACACAGUCAUUGCCGAUGUGACGGAGUUACAAGUCCAAGAAGAGUCUGAUGGAAUAAACCUGAUGAGUGUGAUCCUGGGUGCUGUGACUCUCUUGCUCACUAUUAUCAUCAUUGUUCUGGCUGUUAAAAUCAGGAAACUUCACACAGCUGCCAACGAAGAACCACAGCCAGAAAGAAACAAGAAUCAGCGCACAGAUGACCUGAACUACGCAGCUGUGAAUUUUCAGCCAAAAACAAAAAGAAACCGUCGGCCUGCAACCGAAAGAGAAAAGGAGCUGAGUGUUGUGUAUGCUACCACCAGAUAGACUCAGGGGUCAA
Messenger RNA from Scomber scombrus (Atlantic mackerel), 670 nucleotides. RefSeq lists its product as uncharacterized. NCBI's taxonomy places the organism in Eukaryota, Metazoa, Chordata, Actinopteri, Scombriformes, Scombridae. The record is from RefSeq and is a predicted model, not a curated record. Gene Ontology annotation, biological process: response to bacterium. The transcript is spliced from 5 exons. Bases 1 to 657 code for a protein of 218 amino acids.